Messenger RNA from Cyprinodon tularosa, 4560 nucleotides. RefSeq names its product O-GlcNAcase (gene oga). The transcript is spliced from 19 exons. Gene Ontology annotation, molecular function: beta-N-acetylglucosaminidase activity. Gene Ontology annotation, biological process: glycoprotein metabolic process. NCBI's taxonomy places the organism in Eukaryota, Metazoa, Chordata, Actinopteri, Cyprinodontiformes, Cyprinodontidae. Bases 341 to 3163 code for a protein of 940 amino acids. The record is from RefSeq and is a predicted model, not a curated record.
AACAGGAAGAAGCGAAGAAAAGUAGGUUAAAUUUUUCAUAAACCGAAGAGGAUGGUCGAACCCAGACGGACGAGCACUUUUCUCGAUUUAUAAAAUUUAUUCACGACUACAGCGUCGUUUGCGGUCUGAAUACAAUUCUUAAGAAAUAUUUAGCAAAAGUAGGUUGUGAUAUUUUUUUUAAGGAGGAACGUAUUUGCUCACAUUGUGAGCUUUAACGACGGAGGGCGACGCGGAUCAUUUCCUUUGAGGGGACCCUGCUGGUCCUUUAAACGUAAAAUCCGUGUUUUUUGUGUCAAUUUUCGUUUUGAUUUCUUGAUUGAAUCGUAUAAGCAUUUCUACGAUGGUUCAGAAAGACAAGAUUUUAGACACUCCUCCGUUAGAUGUAGAGCCGAGCCCCAGCCCAGUCUCUGGAGAGGCUUGCGUGGAGGCCCCGGGCCCAGUGGCGGACCCCGGCAUCGUAGUGGAAACGACGGGCCAGAGAAAAUUCAUUAGUGGGGUUGUCGAAGGGUUCUAUGGGCGCCCCUGGACUAUGGAGCAGAGAAAAGAGCUGUUCAGAAGGCAACAGAAAUGGGGACUGAACACAUAUCUAUAUGCACCUAAAGAUGACUACAAACACAGAAUGUUCUGGAGAGAGAUGUAUUCAGUGGAAGAAGCUGAACAACUUAUGACUUUAGUUAGUGCUGCCAAGGAGCAUGGAAUAGAGUUUAUAUAUGCCAUCUCCCCUGGGUUAGACAUAACCUUCUCCAAUCAGAAAGAGGUCACUGCACUUAAAAGAAAACUUGAUCAGGUUACACAUUUUGGCUGCAAGUCCUUUGCCUUACUUUUUGAUGAUAUUGACCACAACAUGUGCCCUGCUGAUAAAGAAGUGUUCAGCUCCUUUGCUCAUGCUCAGGUUUCUUUAACAAAUGAGAUUUACCAGUACCUGGGAGAGCCCGAAACCUUCCUGUUUUGCCCCACAGAGUACUGUGGGACGUUCUGCUACCCAAAUGUCUCGCAAUCUCCCUACCUCCACACGGUUGGAGAGAAAUUGCUGCCUAGCAUUGAUGUGCUGUGGACAGGUCCCAAAGUGGUUUCUAAAGAAAUCCCAGUAGAGUCCAUUGAGGAGGUGUCAAAGAUCCUGAGAAGAGCCCCUGUGAUCUGGGACAACAUUCAUGCCAAUGAUUAUGACCAGAAGCGGCUUUUCUUAGGGCCGUACAAGGGUCGCUCAACGGAACUGAUUCCCAGGUUGAAGGGGGUCCUCACCAAUCCCAAUUGCGAGUUUGAAUCAAAUUUUGUCGCAAUUCACACUUUGGCCACCUGGUACAAGUCUAACAUGAACGGGGUCCGCAAGGAUGUGGUCAUGACUGAUGGUGAGGACAGCACUGUGUCCAUCCAGAUCAAGCUGGAGAAUGAAGGCAGUGAUGAGGAGCUGGAGACAGACAUGCUCUACAGUCCACAGCUUGCACUAAGGCUGGCUCUGACUGAAUGGUUGACAGAAUUUAGCGUGCCUCACCUAUAUAACAGCCGACAGGUGCCUCAGAGUGGUGCCAAAAGCACGGCCAUCGACGUAACUUCCAUGGCGGCCCCUUCCCUUUGCUCCUCCACGUCAGUCACAACCGUGUUCCAGCAGCCUAUAAUGUCUCCUGCGAUGCCCCCUCUCCUUCUGGAUCCCCUCCAGCAUCCUUUGGCUAAAUCUGAGGAGGUGGACACAGAAAAGAAAGAUUCAGAUGAGGAGCCGAUGGAGAUGGUGGUGGAGAAGGUGGAUGAGCCAGAAGCAGAGGUGGAUCCGGAAGAAAAAGAUGUCGCUCCCAUCUUGGCUGACAAAAUGGCAGAGGACCUAAAACCUAUGGAUACAGACAAGGAGAGUCUGACGGAGUCCAAGUCCUCUGAAGAGUUAAUCCAGGAGGACUCUGCGAGUGAUAUUGCUCCGAUGCAGACAGACGAUCAGCUUAAACAGAUGUGGUCUCUGUGCCACCAGGAUCUGUAUGUGCCGGGCCCCAAUGAGAAGCCUCUAUUCACGCCAGAGGCUCCCACACUGGAGGACCUGUGUCUGCUUGCUGAACUCUUUUAUCUGCCAUACGAACAUGGACCCAAGGCCACGCAGAUGUUAAAGGAGUUCAACUGGUUAAGAGCCAACAGCAGCGUCGUUAGCGUCAACUGUAAAAGGAAGGAAAAUGAAAAGGUUGAAGAAUGGCGGCUUCGGGCGGAGAAGUUUCAAGACAUGUGCUGCUCCGUCAUCCACAUGUUCACACGGCUGUCUAACACAGCCAACCGCACCAUCCUGUUUGACCUCUACCCUUACAUCUGGGACAUCAAGAGCAUCAUGUCUAUGGUCAAGUCUUUUGUUCUUUGGCUCGAUGGAAGAAUCCACAGUACAAGUUUCUACUGCUAUUGGAUGGACAGUGGCCGAUGGUGUCGUAGUCAGUCCUCAGCACAAUUCCCUAAAGGAGAACAAGAGUCCUGGGCCUUUAGGGGAGGUCUAGCUGGAGAGUUCCAGAGAUUGUUGCCAAUAGAUGGGGCAAACGAUCUUUUCUACCAGCCUCCACCUUCUUUGCCAACUUCCAAAAUCUAUACCAUACGGCCGUACUACCCCAAAGAUGAGGCUGCAGUUUAUAAAAUCUGUAAGGAAAUGUACUGUGAAGGAAUGGAAGAUGAGCCGUUUGCCGAGGAGGAACCCGACCUGAUAGGGGACAGGUUAGUCGGAGGGCUCCUGACGGUGAGUUCAGAUUACGGUUUCGUGCUGGAGGAUGAUGAGGGGAUCUGCGGUUAUGCUCUUGGCACUGUAGACGUGAAGCCCUUCAUCAAGAAAUGCAAGUUGAGCUGGAUUCCCUUCAUGCAAGAGAAAUACCACAAACCUGACUGUGAGAAGGAUCUCUCCGAGGCUGAGAAGAUGAUCCUGAGUUUUCAUGAGGAGGAGGAGGGUCUACCAGAAUCUUUCCUGUCCAACUUUCCAUCCCUCAUUAAGGUAGACAUUCACGCCAAAGUCACUGACCCCAGUGUGGCCAAAAGCAUGAUGGGAUGUCUGUUAUCUUCUCUUAAGGCUAAUGGUUCUCAUGGUGCUUUUUGUAAAGUUCGUCAGACUGAUAAACGAAUGAUGGAAUUCUACAGUAAGCUGGGAUGUUUUGAAGUGGCCAAAAUGGACGGCUUCCCCAAAGACAUCAUCAUUAUGGGACGCAGCCUUUGAAGAAGCGCGCUGUCACGGCGACGGGCAGAGCGAGAGCCAGUCGACACACCUUAAGCAUUUUUUGGUACCUCAUCGUGUGGAGAUCCUUCUUUGUUUUCUUCUUUUUGUUUUUUUUUUACCUCCAUUAAAAUUGGGCUCAGCCCAGGCCGUUCUGUUUUUUGGAGGGAGGGGGGGAUUUUUCUAAAUGAGCACAGGAAAAUCAUGCCAUCAUUAUAGGGUGUGGCUCAGUUGGAUUUAACAGAUAAAAGUUAAACAUCAAGCGUGGCCCCCCAGCAUUGAUUUUUAGGACUCCAUGACUUGUUACUACAUCCAUUCAUUCAUCCUACUGAAAAAGGGAGGAGGAAUCUGAAACGGUAGCAACAAUGAAAAGAAGGUGGCUCCUAAAUUUGGCUUUCCUCUUUUCAUUUUAGUUUCUGGACAUCUAAUAAAAAGGAAAGAGGUGCUAAUAGAAGGUUGGAGUGCUUCGCAGCACACUGGGGGAGGAAAGGCCUGAAUGUCAAAGAAAGUGUUGAUAAAAGUUAGCCGAAGGUUCCUCUUGAUUUCCGUUAAAGUAGCUGCAAACAUUUGCUUAGCAAUAGAAAAGCAUCUACAUGUUAACAGUUUGCUUCUUUCUUUUAAUCUUUAUUCAUUUCUGUGCUUCAUUCCCAUCCAGCUGUUGCCUUUUUGAUCUUUACAACUGAUUGUUAAUUUUACAGCAUCUGCUGGGUCUGUUUUGGUUUUAUGUUCCGUUGGUUUUCACAUUUACAAAAUGAUAUGCAUCAGUCCUCGUUUUAUUUUCUCUGGUUAAAUUGAAAUGUUGACUUUAUGCCCUCUUUAUUAAAGAAAGCUCAAAUUAAUCAUUGGGACCAGAAACAAUGUUUUUUCAUCAGGAACACUGGUAGUCAAACCUUUUUUUCUGUAUUUAUAGUUCUUCGAUCAGUACUUAAAUUAAAUCAUCAGUUUUAAAUCCUUUCAUUCUAAUGAAUGUAGUAUCAGGUGAGCCUCUUCUUUGAAUCAUGAUCAUGGUUCUAUGUUCAGUUACAGCUUUAAAGCUCUUGAGCUAGAUCAUUGUUUUUUUUUUUUUUUUCCAAGUUAAAUGUUUGCUUUUCGGACUCAUUUCCAUUUGUUCCUGGAAAAACAAAAGUUUUCUUUUUAGUUUAAGCACUUUUGCUACAGCAGCUGCUCUCCAGUAGCUUCCUGUUUCCAAACUGUACUGAUGUUUCCAAACUGUACAUUCAUGAUGUGCAUGAGGUGUGUUGGAUUUGCUGUGGCUGACAUUGGUAAAAGUCUCCUCUGUUUCAUAUAGGAUGAAGCAUGCCACUUUGAAAAACAAGCAUAAAAGUGUUGUGCUCAGAUUGUUUGUAUAUAUUGUCAUUCAUGAAGUAUUAAAUUGUUUUGUAUGUUAUUUUUGAAAAUGA